AUGGGAAAUUCCCGAAGAAGGCACACCAAUAAUAAUAGCAGCAGCAGCAGCAGCAGAGGAUUAACACCUUCCCCAUCAUCAUCAUCGUUUAGUCAAAACAGGUCUUCCAGAGGAGAAAGGACGCCGCCGUCAUCAGGUUCUUCAUUCGUUCCCCCACCUGUUCGUCCACCACAAACUUUUUCUAUGCAGAAAACUCCCUCCUCUUCCUCAUCCACCACCGCCACUCGCACAACUUCUAGUGAUGCUGCUGCCCCUACGGCUGCCAAAAGUACAAAAGAAAAGAAGAGUAUUAAUAAGAAAUACGAGUACAUCCCCGAUAAUUUCUCGACCCUCGAUCAGGUUAGGUUCCUACGACUUAAUGAUCUAUUCCUGAUCUCCACCUCUAGCUAG
Molecule: messenger RNA, 390 nt
Organism: Ilex paraguariensis (yerba mate)
Lineage: Eukaryota; Viridiplantae; Streptophyta; Magnoliopsida; Aquifoliales; Aquifoliaceae
Source: the annotation of a GenBank genome assembly